GUACAUUAAAGCAUCAAUACUAUAUAGCAUAGUAGAAGUGCUCUAUUUAGUAUGCUUAAAAGAAAAACGUAUACUAGGAUCUCUCUAAUGUGUAAGUGUUUUAUGAUUUGUUUAGUUGGCUGGAAGCAUUAUUCUACUGGAAAUGAGAAAACGAAUAGCUCUUGCAUUAGAAAACGAAUAGCUCUUGCAUUGGAUGUCGUUUCACACUCUUUGCAAAUGGUUAGAACGGCCGAUACUUUGGAAUUUUUUUUUACAAAAGAUAAUCAUAUAUUGAUCGAACAAAUAGAUAGUUAAAAUCUGGAAUUCAACCAGGCCUGAAAAUCAAAUGAACGACUCCUAGUUGGGUACAGAGAAAGGGCCUUCCUAGCUACUAAAUGAGCUACCCUAUUGUUUCGCCGACCUACAAAUCGUACACUGAAGCCCAUAUUCAUGUCAAAGGACUGGACGACUUCUUCAAGAAUCGACCCCACUACGUUAUCCCUUGUAUCCCUCCUGAGGAUCUUCUCUAUGAUUACCUGGGCAUCACCUUCAAACCUAACUACAGAGAAGCCAUUACCCACGCACCACGCGAUAGCCUCCCGGAGAACAAGCAACUCAACCAUCAUGGGGUCGUCCACCUCCAGGAAUUGGACUCCCUUCACCUAAAGAACCUCACUAGCUAGAGUCAUGAGGGCCAUCCCACCUGCCGAAUGAGACCCACUCCUUACCGCCCCAUCCCACAUACAAAUCACAAAAUCCAACCUUGUUAGGUCCGAGGGAGGAGAAGGGGAGUGAGGAACAGGAAGGACCCUGUCUAUCGGUAGAUUAACCCAUUUAUGAACCUAUUGGUUGAACUGUCACAUUAAAGCGGGAAUCCCAAAUUGCUUGCCGUCAAAGACAACCCAGUUUCGAGAGUGCCAGAUCCGCCAAAAGACGGCAACAACCGACAUGAACAAAAUUGGUUGAUGAACCAAAGCCAAUAAUUUCUUCAGAAAUAGAGGGAAGCUAUGACGAGGCAACCCUUCGCCAAGGUGAGCUAGCACAGAAUGAUCCCAAAGGGCACGAGCAACCGGACAGUCUAGAAACAGAUGUUCCAGAGUCUUCAAAGUUGCCCAACAUACUGGGCACCUAGGUAGCACUGCAACCUUCUUCUCAAUCAGGGCCUCCGUGGUAGGUAUAAUUUUAUGGAAGAUCUGCCAGACGAACACCUUCAUUUUUGGGGGAAUAUUGACAUCCCAUAAUCGGAUCCAGCUAGCUAUAUCCAUCCAGCUAACCUGAGCUCUCCAUCUUCCUUUUUGUCGAUCUAAAUUUACCGCCAAAUGGUAGGCCGAUUUAACCGUAAAAACCCCAUCAGAAGUUCCAUGCCAAAUUAGUUUAUCCUCAAUAUUCAGGCGAGGCAAGAGGAUGGCCUGAAUGUGUCGACAUGUCAGAGGAUGGAACCACAGGCUAAGCUUAACAUCGCACCACUUCCCUCCCCCUUGCUGAAUAGCCUCUGCUAUCUUCAAAACCUCCCCCUCUGGGAUCACACAUGGGUUAUACAUAGGGGGAGGGGAUGUUGAUGAGGUAUCCAGCUAGAGGAGAGUAAAUGGGCCUUCUGGCCAUUGCCAAUCUGCCACCGAAGACCUGUUUCCAACAAUUAGCGACCAAAGAGGAUACUUUGCCAUCCCCAGGACGGACGUGAGCGAGCUGUCGCCGUAAGAAAAGACCCAUUGGGGAAAUAUUUCCCUUUAUACACCUGAGCAAUGAGGGAAUUAGCUUCAUUGAGGAUACGCCGGCCAAUUUUAGCUAGCAAUGCCUGAUUGAUAGAUUGCAGACACUCCUGAAUCCAUCCUCGCCAGACAGAGCUAAAACAAAACCGCAAGAAGGAAAGACCAUUCGACUCUAUCAUAGGCUUUUUCCAUGUCAACCUUCAGAGCCAUGUAACCCUUCUUACCACGAGUUUUGAUUUUCAAUAAUGCAUUAGCUAGCCUUUCUGAGAUGAUCUGCGGAAGAAGACUAGCUAGCCUUUCUGUCAUAAUUUUGGUGAACACCUUAUACACAAGUUGGCAUAGGCUGAUAGGACGAAGCUGACGUAUCGAUUCUACCUGGUCCACUUUGGGAAUUAAUGUCACCCAGGUAUGAUUGAAGCUCCGAAGCAGCCUGCUUAUUUCAAAAAAACGAUCUGACAGCCUCGAUAACGGAAUCACCCACGAUCCCCCAGAAGGCCUUGAAAAAUUUACCCGUGAAUUCAUCCGAUCCAGGGGCCUGCUUUGAGCCCAUAGAGAAAACAGUGUGUCUAAUUUUCCUUGGGAGAACCUCCGCAGUCAGAUUAGCAUUCAUUUCUGGGGUAACACAGUGAUCUAUGGGCAAUUCACCCACUCUCUCAUUCAUGUUUGUCACCUGGCUUUCCGAGGUGAAGAGGGUACGAUAGAAGUUUGUGGAAAUAUCCGCCUUCCCAGAUUCCUCUGUAGCCCAUUCCCCUUCCUCAUUAUACAGACCAUCAACAAAAUUUUGCUUACGUCGGGGCCCUCGUGACGGUGUGAAAGUAGGACGAAUUUUUAUCUCCUUUCUUCAGUUGUGAGAUUUAGAUGAAGGUAUUUUAUAAUACUAUAUCUUUGAAUACUUUUUCUUUACAAAAUUUUAUUUCAGUUAUAUGUUUGUGCCUCACUAAUUGAUAUUUUCCCUAUUUAGCAUAAUAUAUAUAUUUCUUUUUUGCUAAAUUAAAGAGAGCAUGGACCACUGAUGUUACAACUUCUAGCAUAAGACGCCGACUUAUAUUCUCAACGUGUUGGCUAAAUCAAAUGUUGAGCUUUGAUAGGUAACUAAACUUGUUGAGCUUUGAUAGGUAUCACUACAAGAAAAUUGGCCUAUAGCAACAAAAUUUUGGAGGCAAAUGUGGUAUCAGCCUCUAAAUACAUAUUUAUGCAACAAAUAUGGGAUGCGCCUCUAUAAAUAUUAUUAUGUGCCUCUAAAAGUACCUCAUACAACACAUACUAAUAGCAUCUAUAAUUAUAAUCAUUUGCCUCUAAUAAUAUUAUCCUUUUAGAUAUUGAAAUUUAGUUUUAUUGAAUUCCAAGCUUUAGAGGCAUAUUUAUAAUGAUUGCCAUCUAAGUUUUUGUUGAUCGACUUUUAGAGGCAAAUAUUUAUUUGUUCUUUCUUCCUCAUCAAUAUCAUCACGCAGCAACUAAUAAUUAUUUUUCAAAUCCAAAGUCUUAGAGGCCAAAUUAUAAAAUUUCCGUUAUCUUUUUAUAUGGGUUAUAGGUAUAUUUUAUCCUUCCACUUGGAAGUUCUCAAAUAUAUCCAUUUACAAUGUUUCACAUCAAUUUUGCCCUUCUACUAUAGUAAGGUUAUCAAAAAUACCAUUCCGUCCAUUUUUCUGUUAUUUUUUUAUUAUUAUUUCCGAGUGAUAUCAAAAGAAGACAAGAGUUAUACAAACAAAACUGCACAGGACCCCUCAUAAUCGAAAAUCUAAUGAAAUCAUCCCAAAAAGUAGAAAGACUCUAGCUCUAGAUGAGAAAAAAGUUGUGCUUUACGCGCCGGCAACACUGUUGGAAGCUCUAGGAACCGUCCUAAAUUCUAUCAAAAUGAUAAAGAGUUUAGGAUCUGACGACACUCCCGGAGCAUCGGACCACCAAUCGAGUCUUCUAAGACACAUUGCUGGACUUGAUUGACGACCACUUCAGAAUCACCUUCCACUAUCACGUGAGUCAGUGACCUUGAGGCGACGACGGAGAUAGCAUCUCUAAUGGCUAGGAGCUCUGCCAGAGAUUGACUACUCCCUGAUGACAUCCAUUUUUCUGUUAUUUGACCAUUAUUUUGGUCAAAUAUGGGUGUAUCAAUUUAAUGAGAAUGUGAAAUUACUUAAAUAUCGUCUUAUAUUUGGGCUGGAAAAAAAAACUAAAAUUAGAAAUGUACUGAGGAAAAGGAAAUUGUUCCCCUUCCCUUACCACACUCUCUCUAGAAUUCCUUCCCGGCUUCCCCCAUUUUCCCUCUAUCUCAUCCCCCGAUUCCAGUACGAAUAGUCGGUCGCCAUUGUCCCUGGUAUAAAAGUCAGUCCAAUAGAGGAGAUGAUAUAUUUCCUUACAAAGUCAUUGAAAUCACUUUGCCUCCUAAGAACCUCGGUAUUCACGGUUUCCCUCCCGUAAGCCUCCUAAAAUCCAAUGAAGUUUCUGAAUGUUUUCCAUCAUUUGUUGAAUUAUGAACUCCCUAGACUAAAUUUCUCUCACUGUAACUUGGAGGGUGCUUACCAAAUCGCACAUAAAUUUGCCAAGAAAAUGAUUAUGUGAUUCAUCAUCCAUGGCUACUAAAACUCUCCAUUUUUAUGUUUUAGUGCCAUUUUCCAAGGUUCUUUACUGCCAGCUGAAUCGGACAAGGGGAAUUAUCGAUUGUUAAAGCUAAUGUCAAUUACUUAAACUGACCAAGGAAGAAGACGAUUAAAUGGGGGUCGACCAUCAAUUUUGGGUUCAAGUUGAAUAAUGAAAAUGAAGGUGUUGGGGGCAUUUAAGUAAUUUUACCCUCUCAUUAAACCGAUUCAAGCAUAUUUGACCAAAAUUAACGGUCAAUUGACAGAAAAAUGGAUUGGGAGGGUAGAUUUGAUAACCUUGUUAUUGUAAAAGGGCAAAAUUGAUGUGAAACAUUGUAAAGAUGCAUGUUUGAGAACUUUGCAAAGUAGAGGGGGGAAAUAUACCUAUAACCCUUUUUUAUAUUAAUAUUAUUUAAUUUCUAGUGACUAAUAGAAUUUGGUUUAUGUAAGGCCUUUAUUUACUCGAAAUAACUUAUUUUUUUCUACAAACCUAGAUUUGGCACAAUUAAUCUUUUGUAGAAUCGAGAGAUAGUGAGGAGGCGCUCAUUUAGGGUUUUCAUCAUUCCUCAGUGUAGAAUCUACGUCCAUGGAAUCAUCAGGUGAAUCUUAAUUGACGUUUUCCUUCAUUCGUCCAAUCCUCGACAAACGUUGUUAUCUCAGAAUUAUUCAAGAAACUACGAGUGAUUUGUUCCAGUCGCAGCGGAGUAGCAGAUACAGGACUAGGGAGCAACGCCAAGAUGAGGAAUUGCAACAACAACAAGCACUGUUGGAUAUACAUCCGACCAAAUUAAGGAGGAGGAACAUUGAUAAUAGCAAUGGCAUCGGAAUAGGUUUUGAUUUCUUGCCCCCUUUAUUCCUACUCUAUUCCGUAGUUUAAUUUGAUGUUUAGCCAGUUUAAUCUCAAGAAAAAUGCCACUAUAAAUCAUUAAGGUUUCACUUUGUUAUUUGCGUGUAAGUUUGGGUCAUGAAUAGAUUUUUGUUUUGUGAGUGUUGAGUUUUGAUUUGAGACAGAGGUGAAUCGUGGAGCUAUAUCAUGUUUGGACGACAUAAGGUUAUGAUCAUUAUGUUUGGGUUUUUCUUGCUUCUUGGAGAUGAUUGAUUGUUUAGCUUCCUCAAAAAAUCGAUUAACCUUCUUUUUAAUAUAUCUAAAAUGGAUGAUUUCAUAUAUAGAUUUUAACAUUUUGAAUGACACAAGUAUAGAUGCAUGGAGGAGUAUGAUAUGUUACAAUUACUAGCAUUUCUAUAAACUUAUCUCUCUUAGGUUUCUAUUUGAUUUUUAUUUUUGGGAUGGAGAUGCAAAAAUACUCUUUAUAUUGGGAAAUUUUGGGAACAAUUUUGUUUAUGAUGUUGCUAUAUUGUGGAUGACAAAAUAGAUACGGGAAUCGGGCGAGUGGAUGUUUUUGGAUCUUAAAGAGAGAGAAAAUUCAUCCAUAGAUCUUCAAAUGUUAUCCAGGUUUUGUAGGCCAAUCACUGUCAUCUAUUCCUUUGUGCUUUUGUCUGAUCUUCUCUUGCCUUCAAACUAAUGAUCUUGUUAUAAUUGAUUAUAUUUUUAGGACCCAACAAACUAAUUGCUUGUUUACAUUGACCAUUAGAGGGACACUGAUAAUUUUGAAUAACUGUAGUUCGACGCAAAUAUGAGGAUGACACAGAAACAAGCCUAUCUAGUGUCAAAUGGAUGAAUUAUCAAUUUUCAGCAAGUAAUGAGUUCAAGUUGCUUUCUUCAACCAUUGGGAAUAUAAAUGGGGCAACAUCAUUUUAUUUUGGUGGCUCAAUUAUUUCGCAGUUAAACGACCACUUAGUAUCCUAAGUGCGGCACCAAUAUAAGGUUUGCUGAAUGAGAACGUGAAAAGAGUCUUAAUAUACAAGAUAGAGAAGUACAAGGCCAUACCUGGAAGUUCAAAUAUACAAGUACUAGGCAAGAAGCCAGAGAAAAUCUGGCUACCAAAAGAAACAUGGAAGAAAAUCAUGGGAAAGGUCAAAACUGCCGACUUAUUCACGAGAUAGAGAACGAGGAAGGAGUAUAUCAAAUGACAGUAAUUGAGAAUGUGAUGAGUUGUUUGGUGGACAAAGAAAUUAAGCUUAAGGGACGUUUUUACAACCCCCAUUUGAAAUUUUGGAAGUAUUCUUACAUAAAAUUUGAAGAUGAUUAUGGUAUCUUGAAAGAUUUGAGAUUAAGAUUCUGGUUGACAUGAAAAGAAGAGUUGCUUUGAAGAAUCAGAGUAUGCCAACAGCUAUGAAUAGAAGAAUCUUUACAUAAUACUUGUGUUAUGAUAUGUAGCUCAUUUUAUCUUACAGCAGAGUGAUUGAGAAGGUGGUUGGAAAAUGACAUAAAAUAGUGUAAACAGUGAUUAGAAUGAGAAUUAGGGAUUUAAGAUAGUAGAAGAAGAAUGACCGACAACCUAGAGUUAGGUGACGAAAUUAAGAAGAAGAGAGAUUAGCUUUUGAUAGCUAUCUUUCUGAAUAUUUGUUUGAUUGACAAGGUAAAUUUCCUGAAGUUAUUUUGGAUCGUCAAUGUGUUGUGUUCAUCUAUGAAUUAGAUGAAUCACCCUUAGAUAUGGAAAAGAUACUGAGAGAAGAUAUUGUUAGGGUGAGCUUAAUCAUUGCUCUUGGAACCUUAAUAGGUCUUUCUUUCUUUUUGUCUUUCAGAUAAAAGGCUUGCUGAAUAGCUUUUUUAAAUGAUUUGACAUGUAAUUUUCUUUUAAAAUUAAAAAAUGAAAAUUUAAAGAAUAACCUCCUUUCGUAUUCUAGAACAUGAAAAAUUUAACAUUUUGUUUGUACAAACUAUUAUAAAUAUGUGAACCAAUACAAUUAUGUUGCAAUUUGUUAGAAAAUAACUAUUAUAAAUGUCUGAACUUAUACACUCUUAUUGCGAUGUACUAGAAAAAUAACAAAUUUUUGUGUGCUUAAUAGAUUAUUAAAAGAUAAUAGGAUGAAGUAAAAAUGAUGAUUUGCUAAGUCAAAAACAUUUUCAUAAUAACUUAUUCAUGUGACAUGUUCUUAUACUUUAAGAUUAAUGAAAUAUAUCAACAUAGUUUAGUAAUAUGCUACAAUGAUACACGACAAUUUCAUGUGUUUAAGAAUAUCAACAAUGGUCACCAAAAAAAUUAUUGGAUCUUUUUCAAAACCAAAUUAUGGUUAUAUGGCUUAAAUACGUCCGUGACCAAUUGGUAAAGAAGUUACAAGAAAAAUAAUGUACAUAUACAUAUAUGCAUUUGUCAUCUUUAAGGAUUGAACUUGACAUUUCUCGCAUAUUAAAAUGAUAUCAUUGUCUUUUAUUUUAUGUUAUUCUAAUUACUUUUUAUUUUCAUUUUUGGUACAUCAUUCAUUUUUCCCCAUAUACUAUUAGUAAACACAUUGUCUUUACUUUUUUAUGAUGUAAUUGUAAUUCUCUUGUUUUCUUUUUUUAUUGUUUGGCGUAAGUUCUUUUCUUUUUCCUUCUUGAAUGAAGAUGUGCAACCCUGAGUUAUGUUCAUAUGCAUAGCACCUAAAUUAAGAAAGAUUUCUAAACGAAUUUUAAACUAUUGGAUAUAUAUAAUGGUUGAGAUGUAAAUAACUUUUUUAAUCUUUACUUAUAUCCAUAGACGGAGCGAGGAAUUCGAGUGACGAUGGGUCAAUAAAAAUAUCAUGUGGAAGAUUAAGUUAAGUAUCAGUGUUUGAAACUAUCAUAUACCAAUUAGUCAUGUGUGCUGAAGUUCAUUGGAUUUGCCAUAAGAACUUGAAUAAUUUACUAUACUUGUUUAAUCUAUGAUAUGAUUUUACAAAAAAGUAAACUUGAUAAUAUUUGUUCAUCAACUUUGAAUAUAUGAAUGGAAAACCUAUCAUAUUAAGAUUCCUAGAAUUAUCUCUACAUUCCUAUUAAAAAGUGAUUUAAUGCAGUCAAAAGCACGCUUUUAGGUAGAAGCGCAAAAAUGUAAGGUUUAAAGCGCACUUUUGACUACAUUACAAAGGAAAAUCACAUUUCUACGUAGAAACUUUUAGUGAACUAGAAACAUAAAAACAUAAGCUUUAAAGCGCGGUCUUGGCUACAUUAGUAAGAAAAAAACGUGAUUAGACAUAUAAGCGUUUUGGUGAUAUAGAAGUAUAAGUUUUAAAAUUUUAAAGGUUAAUUUUAACUAUAUUGAAUUGAUCAUUCUAAUUAGACUUUUGUUGCAUACAAAUACUCAUAUUCUUAUAUAGUUUAAACUAAUUUAUAAGGUUAUCAAAUGAAUAAUCAUUGUGAAAAGAAAAGGAAAAUGGGGAUAUCCAGCCAAACGCAAAAAUGAUCCCAUAAAAAAACGAAAAAAGGAAAAUGGGGAAGGAAGGCCUAAAAAGUACAGAAAAAUAAAUCAAAAUUGUAUUGAUUGGGUGUCAAACCCGGCACCUAGGAAUAGAAUAGGUAUUGUGUUGUCUAUAUCAACCAAUAAGCUACAACAUAAUACAUGUAACAAAUAUUACACGUUCUAGUUUUAGAUCUUAGUAGGAGACAUGGCCUCCCUGUCAUAAGGCAGACUCCGUCCGUGUUUAUAUCAAAUGUGAAAACGUAAUACAUAUAUUAUUAUUAUUACUAUUUUUAGUAACCAUUUAUACUCGCCAGAUAACCCGACUCAUAAGAUAAUGAUCUAAUUCUUCGUUAAAUCCAUUUACGUAAGAAAUAACUGUGUUUAUAACCUUUACAUAAUUGGUAUUAAGUACGAUAACUAAAUAAUUAAAAGUAAAAGACACAAAAUUAUUAAAAAUCCAAGACAAAUCAAAUAGAAAAACAAAAAAUGCGAUGAUAAAGACUUACAUUAUUAAGAGAAUUGACUUACUAAGUACUUUGGUUGUUCCUGCAUCGUCCAAAAAAAAUUAUCGUUGCUAAGAGAGGAAUAAAGUAAUUUUAUGGGGCCCGACUAUGAGAAGUAAUAAAUACAAACCCAAAGAUGACCGGAUGGAUUAAAUGGAGAAAUCAAUUUGAUUAACGAUAUUGUUUUACUAUAGAAUAGCUAGUAAGUUGUGGGAUUAUCAAAAGCUGAUGUGACACAAUCUUAUAUCAAUGUAAUUAACUUAUAUUAUCGCCGCUGUGGAGAAACAUUCGGCACGGAGGACAUGUAAGUUCCACCAGUUUUCAUGUCAUUAUUACCAUUAAACUUUUUUAUAUACUUUUUAUGGUUCCACUAAACUAAAAUUAAAUAAAUGUACAGAUUAAUCUUCAUCACUAAGAUUUGAACUUGCAACCUAUGCGCCCCAAUUAUUAUCACUUCAACUGUUUAGUUGAUUGGGUAAAUUCUAUUUGAUGAUAUUAGUCACAACAAAAUAGUACUCAUGUCAUCAAAAUGGUUUAAAUCUAACCUCUGUCUUUGAUUUUAUUUUAUAUAAAUUGUACUAUGAAAAAUGUAAUAGAUAAGUUAUAUGUUCUAUUUUCUAUCUAUCAUAAAAAUUAUUAACCGCUAAAAAGAACUUUUUGCUUAAUUUAAUCAUUUCAAAAAUUAAAAAUUUUACAAAUAACAAAGUGAAAAGUAUACCUUUUAUGUUAAACAAAUUUUAAAUUUAAUUUAAUCUUUCAUGUCAUGUUUAUUUGAAACUGAAAAAUGAGAAAUAACAUAUUAACCUUCUUUUAUAUCUAGAAAACCAAGAAUAUAAUUAUGUUUGUACGUAUUAUUAUAAAUAUGUGAACUAAUACACUUACAUUGCAAUUUAUUAGAAAUAUAACAAAAUUUUGUGUGGUUACUACAUCAAAUAAUAUUGCAAAUUGAAAAUGAAGUUUUGCUAAGCAAAAAGACUUGAUCACAAUCACAUAUUCGUGUAACAUAUUCAUAUACCAUGGAAUUAUUUAACUAUACUAAAAUAGUUCAUCCAUGUGUCAUCAUGAUAUAUUCCGAGUUAUCUUAGUCUAUCAUAAACACGUCCGUGACAAAUUGGCAAAAGAAAGCACAUAAAAAAUCAAGGUAGUAUUUUCGUCUCUAGGAAUGGAAUCGAACAUUUCUCGCUUAUUAAAAAUGAUAUCAAUACCUUUUCCCUAAUACAAAUUCCAAUAUUCCAUUUUUUUACAUCAUUUCAUCCUUUUUGCAGGCUUUCAUCCACGAAUAUUAAAACAAAGUUUUUAAUUUUUCCUAAUGAAAUUCUUAUUUCUUUCUUUUCCUUUUUAUCAUUUGAAAUUAAUUAUUUGUUUAUUUUUCCUAGAUGCUUGAAUAUGAAAAAUCUUGGGUCAAAUUUUGAUGUAUUAUCCCAAAACUAUUCCGACAUAAAUAAUUUUUAAAAUAUUGGAUAGAUCUAAUGAUCAAGGUGUAAAUAACGUUUUAUACCUGUUUUUAUCAAUCGAAUUAUGUGUCAUUCGUUUGGGAUUCUAAAAACUUUUCUAUAACAAAAUGAAUCACUAAUUUAUAGCCAUACCUAUAUUUAUCAUCUAUACCACAAUGAUAUUAUUUACAUAACACCAAUGUAUAGUAAAACUCCACUAACGUGUUAGCUUUGUUUCUAAAUAUUUCUGAGUGGAUGUUAUUCGCUAGAGUAUAACGUUUUUUAUUUUAGGAAAUGAUUUAAAAUCCUACUUAAAUUAAUCAAAUAUAGACCGUUAAAACUUAAUGGAGACUGUGCAUUGUGCACAAAUUUACGCUUAUACAACUAAACUAAUCUUGAUAAUUUUCACAAUAAUCCAUUUUUCUUCCAAAAAUAAUGAAAAUGAAUUUGAUUA
Messenger RNA from Linum trigynum, 10910 nucleotides. The record is from the annotation of a GenBank genome assembly. Lineage: Eukaryota; Viridiplantae; Streptophyta; Magnoliopsida; Malpighiales; Linaceae.